Osmerus eperlanus (European smelt) is the source of this 948-nucleotide messenger RNA. RefSeq names its product olfactory receptor 1D2-like. The record is from RefSeq and is a predicted model, not a curated record. Gene Ontology annotation, cellular component: membrane. Gene Ontology annotation, biological process: G protein-coupled receptor signaling pathway; detection of chemical stimulus involved in sensory perception of smell. NCBI's taxonomy places the organism in Eukaryota, Metazoa, Chordata, Actinopteri, Osmeriformes, Osmeridae. The transcript has a single exon. The coding region runs from base 1 to 948 and encodes 315 amino acids. Gene Ontology annotation, molecular function: G protein-coupled receptor activity; odorant binding; olfactory receptor activity.
AUGGAAAAUGUGUCAUCUGCAAUAGAGUUUUCUCUGUCUGGGUUCGAGGAGCUAUUAGACUACAGAGUAACGCUGUUCUGUCUCACUUUACUGUUUUACUGUGUUAUUAUUAUGGUAAAUGUUGCCCUUACUGUUACCAUCACCAUGGAUAGAAAUCUCCAUGAGCCCAUGUACAUCUUUAUUUGUAAUUUGUGCAUCAAUGGACUUUAUGGUACUUCAGGAUUCUACCCCAACUUCCUGCUGGAUCUUCUGUCUCAUCACCAGAGUAUCUCUUAUUCAGGAUGUCUGUUUCAAGCUAUAGUAAUAUACUCUUCUGUGUGCAUUGAUAUUUGUCUGUUAGCAGUGAUGGCUUAUGACAGGUCUGUGGCAAUAUGUAGACCACUGCAGUAUCACUCUAUAAUGACUAAGAAACAUGUCAUUCAGUUAGUCUCUUUCUCCUGGCUUGUUCCUUUAGGUCUUAUAUGUACUAAUUCUAUAUUUAUUUACAGACUGAAAUUGUGUGGCUCACACAUAGAGAAACUGUACUGUGCAGGUUGGUUGAUGGUUAAACUCUCAUGUUCUGCGACCAGUUGGAUAACUUCAACCACACCAACUAAUGUAAUUGCAUAUUUAAUUCAAAUUUUCUAUAUUUUUCUUGGCAUUUUCAUUGUGUACACUUACGUUCGGUUGAUCAAAUCAUGUUUGAAGUCCUUAGACAGCAGAGGAAAAUUUGUGAGGACUUGUGUUCCACAUUUACUGGCAUUAUUCAGUGUAAUAAUUGCGGUUGUAUUCGAUGUUAUGUUUAUGCGGUUUGGCUCAGCAGAUUUACAACAAAAUCUUCUGAACUUCUUUUCCAUAGAAAUGGUUAUAAUUCCUCCCUUUUUUAAUCCCCUCAUUUAUGGUAUUACCCUGACUCAAAUCCGUAGCAGGAUUCUGCAUCCAUGUUUGAAAAAGGCAAAUUGUAUCUAA